CUCACGCAGCCGAACUGUGAUAGUGCCACCCAAGAAGGCAAAGAAGAAGAUUGAGGGAGCCAACUCCAAUGUGUUUUCAAUGUUUGAUCAGUCACAGAUUCAGGAAUUCAAGGAGGCUUUCACAAUAAUGGAUCAAAACAGGGAUGGAUUCAUUGAUAAGGAGGACCUUAGGGACACAUUCGCCGCUCUGGGCCGGCUAAAUGUAAAAAACGAAGAGCUGGAAGAAAUGAUUAAAGAGUCUUCUGGGCCGAUUAACUUCACAGUUUUUCUUACCAUGUUUGGUGAGAAGCUUAAAGGUACAGAUCCAGAGGAGUCAAUCUUAAAUGCAUUCAAAAUAUUUGAUCCUGAAGGCAAAGGUCUUUUAAGGAAAGAUUACAUUGAGGAAAUGUUGAUGACUCAGGCAGAACGAUUCUCCAAGGAAGAGAUUGAUCAGAUGUUUGCAGCUUUCCCACCUGAUGCAUCUGGUAACCUGGACUACAAGAAUCUGGUACAUAUCAUUACCCAUGGAGAAGAGAAAGACCAGGAAUAAAGAAACUUUCUU
This is a messenger RNA of Hypanus sabinus (Atlantic stingray), 541 nucleotides long. Its product is annotated as myosin regulatory light chain 2, ventricular/cardiac muscle isoform. Gene Ontology annotation, biological process: muscle cell fate specification; cardiac muscle contraction; heart development. Bases 80 to 529 code for a protein of 149 amino acids. The transcript has 7 exons. Gene Ontology annotation, molecular function: calcium ion binding. Lineage: Eukaryota; Metazoa; Chordata; Chondrichthyes; Myliobatiformes; Dasyatidae. The record is from RefSeq and is a predicted model, not a curated record. Gene Ontology annotation, cellular component: cytoplasm; myofibril.